Fusarium keratoplasticum is the source of this 855-nucleotide messenger RNA. RefSeq lists its product as uncharacterized. Bases 1 to 855 code for a protein of 284 amino acids. Gene Ontology annotation, biological process: mycotoxin biosynthetic process. The record is from RefSeq and is a predicted model, not a curated record. The transcript has 6 exons. Lineage: Eukaryota; Fungi; Ascomycota; Sordariomycetes; Hypocreales; Nectriaceae.
AUGUCUUCAAAGGAGCAAGAAGAGAUCCCAUUGAACCCCGAUACCGACGGAGACCUCUCCUCUGAAACUGACGGCGAAUCCUUUCACUAUGUCCCACCAAGAAGACGACGUCUUAGCCCGUGCAGAUGCUUCGGGUGGGCGCUCGCCUUGACGACACUCAUUGUUGUCUCUGGCAUUGCGGGGGCUUGGAUCUCAAUGGCCUUUCUCAACAUUGACCAGAAUUGUGCUGCCCAUACAACUCAAUGGUCGCCUCUCCUCGACGACGUUGCGAUCACAUACAAGACGGUCGAGUUUGAUGGCAAGUUUAUGAAUGAGAACGUCUUUAGAAGGAAUGCCUCACCAGAGGUUGAUGCUGCAUGGGAAUCAUUAGGUGUUGAUGCCCGCCCUGGUGUCAUCUCUUACGAGGAUGGUAUUGCCAGUGGCCUGGAUCGCUCCUUUGUCCAGCGCAAUCCCAAGUAUGGAGGCGGUUUCAUCGUGAACGUAGAGGGAAUGCAUCACCUCCAUUGCCUGAACCUUGUUCGCAAGUCUCUGUGGUACAACUACGACUACUACAAGAAGAUGAAGAUGCACGCCUUCAAGAACGACGGCGAGAUCUUCCGUCUGCACGUCACCCACUGCCUUGACACCAUCCGCCAAGUCCUCAUGUGCAACGUCGACACUGGCGUUCUUGGCCAGGUCUGGACCAACCCCGAGGAUCCCACCGCCUUCCCCGACUUCAACACCAAGCACAAGUGCAAGAACUACGACCAUGUCAAGGACUGGGCGUUGAAGCUUCAGGCUCCUCCGGAGGAAGGGCUACCGGACGACUUUUUGCUCAUGCCUGAGCCGGAAGACAUUAUGAAGUAUACUCCUUAA